Molecule: messenger RNA, 5460 nt
Organism: Sardina pilchardus (European sardine)
Lineage: Eukaryota; Metazoa; Chordata; Actinopteri; Clupeiformes; Clupeidae
Gene: usp28
Product: ubiquitin specific peptidase 28
Exons: 27
Coding region: 151-3771 (1206 amino acids)
Biological process (GO): regulation of protein stability; DNA damage checkpoint signaling; protein deubiquitination
Cellular component (GO): cytosol; nucleus
Molecular function (GO): cysteine-type deubiquitinase activity; protein binding
Source: RefSeq, a predicted model, not a curated record
AGGCGCCACGAGCACCGAACUGGGCCAGUCGCAGCCGCGCGUGCGUGUGCGACACAUGGAGUAGGUCCGACUCCUCCGAGGACAGUUGGGAAGGCAUUUAUCACGGAAAACUUUUACAAACCAACAGCAAAAAAACAUCCGUUUUCCGCCAUGCGAGUGGAACUACAGCAGAACGAGAAUGAGGAGAGCUCGGCGAACUCGAUGCGGUUGCUGGUGAACCAGCUGAGGGAGAUUACAGGCAUCCAGGACCUGGAACUCCUACAGCGGGCACUGGUGGCAGCCAAUGGUGACAUCAUCCAUGCCAUCUCCUUGGUGACGGCCCCAACACCCGAGGAGGCCCAGGCACCUGAGGAACCUUCUGGAAGCGAGGAGAACCAGGAGGCAGAGAGAGACGCUCAGAGAGUUGAAGUGAAAGAUGACCUACAGGCAGCCAUUGAGCUCAGCCUACAGGGAAACCAGAAUGGAGACAACAGAGAACACAACAGCAGGCCAGUGGAGAAGAUUGUGAUCCACGUGAAGAGGAAGCGCUGUGAGCCCAUGGUGGAGAGCUGCAGCCCUACCGACCUCAUUCGCCAUGACAACUGGCCCGUGGGCAUCCGCAACGUGGGCAACACCUGCUGGUUCAGUGCCGUCAUCCAGUCUCUGUUCCACCUGCCGGUGUUCAGGAGGCUGGUGCUGAACUACUGUCUGUCUGAGCGUGUGCUGGAAAAGUGCAAGAGUCACUCGGAGAAGAGGAACAUUGCCUUCAUGCAGGAGCUCAGGUGUCUGUUUGCGCUGAUGUUGGGUUCUACGCGGCGCUUCGUGGAUCCGUCUGCUGCCGUGGAACUCCUCAGGGAUUCUUUCAGAACCAACGAGGCCCAGCAGGAUGUCAGUGAGUUCACCCAUAAACUCCUGGAUUGGCUGGAGGAUGCCUUUCAGCUUUCUGCUUUGGGAAAUAACCCUGACGAUAAGAAGGACAACCCCAUGGUGCAGCUCUUCUACGGAACAUUCAUGGCCAAGAGAACUCAUGAAGGAAAGACUCAGUCCAACAUUGAGCAGUUUGGCCAGUACCCGCUGCAGGUGAACGGCUUCAACAACCUGGACGAGUGUCUGGAGGGAGCGAUGGUGGAGACCGAGGUGGAGGGGGCCCACUCAGAACAAUCCGUCUCCUCUGGACAGGAGCGAUGGUUCUCCAAACUUCCACCUGUGUUGACCUUUGAACUGUCAAGGUUUGAAUUCAACCAAUCACUAGGGCGCCCUGAGAAGAUCCACAAGAAGCUGGAGUUCCCCCAGGUCAUCUACAUGGACAGGUAUCUGCACAGGAACGUGGAGCUGACCCAGAGCCGGAGAGGAGCGGUCAAGAGGCUGAAGGAGCAGCUCACCGCCCUGCAGCAGAGGCUCGAGAGCUAUAAGAACUACGGUUCCGGUCCGGUGAAGUACCCGCUGGCGGACAUGCUGCAGUAUGUUCUGGAGUUCGCCACCACUAGACCCUGCAGCGCCCCCCCAAGCUCCACCAGCCCCCCACCCCCCACACACACAGAGCCAGAGCCCAGCACAGACGAGACUGCCUCCGACCCCUCGUCCGACGCGAGCCCCUCCUCUGACGCCCCGUCCCCCACCCCAGCCCAGCGCACCCCCAUCCACAAGCCCUUCACUCACUGGUGCCCCCCGCAGGACGGCCUGCUGCAGCCGGCCCCACACAGCAUCACCGAGGAGGAGCUGCAGGUGAUCAGGGGCUGCCUGCAGCGCUGGAGGGCUGAGGUGGACAAUGACGUCAACGAGUUGAAGGCCAGUAUUGAGAGGGUGAGCCACGAAUUGGAACAGAUCUACUCCGACAACAGCCUGUGCCAGGUGCCGUACCGGCUGCACGCGGUGCUGGUGCAUGAGGGCCAGGCGUCGGCCGGUCACUACUGGGCCUACAUCUACGACCACCUGCACCAGCGCUGGCUCAAGUACAACGACGUCAUGGUGUCCGAGUCCUCCUGGGACGAGCUCGUCCGGGACUCCUACGGAGGGAUGACCAACGCCAGCGCAUACUGCCUCAUGUACAUCAACGACAAACUGCCAAACCUCAUCGAAGAGGACACUGACGGGGACACGGGUCAGGUUCUGGAGGGGGUGGACGCUCUGCCCCCCAUCCUGCGGCGGUACGUUCUAGAAGACAACCGCUGGUUCCAGCAGCAGCUGCACGAGUGGGAGGAACAGCUAGCCCAGCAGAACCAACUUCAGAACGCAUCCUCAUCCCCACACCAGCAGGAACAGGAGCCAGAACAGGAACCCGACCAGGAACCUCCUCACCAGGAACCACCAGAGCCAGAGCAGGAACCAGAGCAGGAGCAAGAGCCAGAACAGGAACCAGAACAGGAACCAGAGCAAGAGCCAGAAGAACCAGAUGAACUGGAACAAGAACAUGGAGAGGAACCCAAGCAGGAGCCUCAUCAUGAAGAGACCAACAAUGAAGAACUCAGAGUAGACGCCCCAGCCCCCGAGGCAGCUGUGCCCAGAGAGAUUAGCCCUGUGCGGGCAGAGUCGCCUGAGGCCGCCUCCCUGGAGCACCACCAGGCUGGAGGAUCCACACAGGACACUCAGGUGCCUGAACCUGAGGGAGAGAGUGGGCUGAUGGAGGAGCGGAGUGAGGAGACUGAAGACCAGAGAGGAUCUGAACACACACAGCAGGAAGAGGCCGUUUCCACGGAGACCCAGCCUGACAGCGCCACUACCCAGAGUUCCUCAGAAGAGGGCGGGGCCGGUUCCAGGGCUGCCGUGGAGACACAGCCUCAGGAGGAUGUGAUGUCAGAGGUGGACAUUCCAAACGUGGGGAAGAUCCAGGUGCUGUCCAACAGUGAUGGCUUCAAUGAGGAGAUGAUCCUGACCCCCGCCAUGCAGGGGAUCAUCCUGGCCAUCGCCAAAGCCAGCAAGGUCAUCGACAGGGACGGCCCAGAAGCUGGACUCAUUAAGGCGUUCCAUGAGGAGUACUCUCGUCUGUUUGAGCUGUCCCAGGAGCAGAGCACUCCACAGCAGGAUGCCCGCCUGCAGCACGUCCUCGUCUAUCUCUUCCAGAACCGAGCGCCCAAGCGCAUCAUCGAAAGGACCCUGCUGGAACAGUUCGGUGACCGCAACCUCAGCUUCGACGACAGGUCCAUGAGCAUCAUGAGAGAAGCUCGCUCCAAAAUACGGCUCAUCAAACCAGAGGACAUGGACAUGGAGGAGUAUCUGAAGUGGCAUGACGACUACAGCAUGUUCAAGACGGUGUUUGCCUACCUGCUCACAGGCCUGGAACAGUACCAGAACGGAAAGCUGCGGGAGGCUCUGAUCUACCUGGCGCAUGCAUACCAGGACAACGCCACACUGCUGAGGGGAGGAGACAGGAAAGGGGUGGAGCAAGCGCUCAUCGGACGCUACAGGAGAAAAUGCCUCAUGGAGCUGAAUGACCGUGCGGCAAAGCUCUUCAAGAGUGAGGAGACGGAGGAGGCGGAGGAUGCGGUUGCCGUGGUGAACGACUGCGUUAUUCCCUGCGUCCACCUCAUGGCCCGAGACAGUGUGUGUCAGGAGGACCUGGACGCCAUCGAGCACAUCAGGGGCGUAUGGUGUGGAUACCUCGGACAGGACAUGAAGGAUUCCCUUCAGGAGAAGCUCAGCGAGUUCCUGCCCAGAGUUCUAGACUGUUCUGCGGAGAGGGUGGUUCUAAAGGAGCCUCCCCAAGUCUGUUCUAACUCUCCGCAUGACCUGGAGAGCCGGCUGGCUGCUGUCAUGGAGUCCAUCCACGGAUCCUCCAUGGUUACAGUCACAUAGAACCAUGCUGAGCCGUCCAACUCACAGGAGAACUGGUCAAGCACUGUGGCAAGCCAGUUGAGCUUUAAAAGUCUAGAAAAUGGUCACCAUCAGAGACUUCAGCUGGAGGCUGAGGGCUACCAUCACCACUGCUGAGACCUACUCUGAACCAUCAAGGCCUUUCAUAGAUUCAGUGUUGGUCAAGCUGAAAUAUAAUGAUACUUUUCAUAUGGAAAAUAUACGGUGGCAAGCCAUUUUGAGGUUUUAUAACAUUUGUUGACAUUAAGGUAUUGUUAUUGUGUUUCUAUAUGCUAAGAGAGUACGAGGUAGAGGUGCAAUAAUACUGACCUAAUGACCUAAUAACUACCAACUAGAAUGACCUAAAAACUACCAAUGUUAUUCGAAUGACUUGGACUAGUGCCUUUAGAGUUGUUCAAUUAAUACUGUCUCUACUGUGAGAAUGUUUAGUUAGUAAGGAUGUUUAGAAUUUAGAACUUACAGUAGAAUGUAGAACUUAGAAUUUAGAAACUACAGUAGUCCCAGAGCCAUACUGUAGAUACAUGUAUCUACUGUAUAUGGCUCUGAGUAGACAUAAUGCAAACAAUGGCAAACAUUAACCUAACACCUGAAAUGGAUUGCCAUAUGUGAGGUCAUGCAACAUGAUUCCUGAGAUUGUCCGCUAUAGCAACCACGUCACGAGGGUGCAGAAGAAGACACUAUAAUAAAGCACGCCAACGUGUCAAACACUGGAUUGUUUGUCGCACUAUUACUAGAAACAAUGCAAUGUAGGAUUUUUUAUAUCUAUUUAUACCUUAUCAAAGAUGAAGAUUAUGAAAGUUAUGUUGUUGUGUAUGUGAUUCUCAGCCCUAACAUGUUGUGGGGUUUGUACGAUGUAAAUGAGCUCUUGAUUUUUCAGGCAGAUAUUUGGCAUCGAGAAUGGGGCAGUUUGGCGUAAACAUAUGCUAAAGCGGUUAGCGCCCUGAGACUUCAGAGUAAGCAGCUGGCCAUUUUAUUUAUGGCACAGUAUUGUUGAGCACUACGGCCACUCUGGUGGUCAAGUUAGUUUCUGAGCUGAGACAAAAUGUAUGGAUUCUUGUAGACUGGAAGCUGCACUAUUGGGAAAGAAGCCAGUGGCAUAGAGCCUUUAGCUUGCUGGGCUAAUACGCAUUAUGAUCAUCAUGUGCAAUGCCGCUUGCGUUACUUUUUUCUCAUUUAAAGCGUUUCACUGGAGGCUAACAGUAGCCACAGGCAUAACAAGAAAAGGAAGUGAUCAUUCUUAGACUGAUGAUCUAUUAGGCUAGCUGUUUGCCUGAGGUAAGUUCACCCAAAGGUGAGCAAGCAUUAACUUUAUUGAGAAAAAAACAUGACUGUGGUAUAAAAGGAAUAUAUAUAUUUAUAUAGUAGCCUAUAUAUGCAAAUGAACCUUGACUUCAUAGAAACUACAUGUUGUUUAGAAAUGUUUGGUCAGAUUUCUUACAGUGCCUUGUUUUGUUUUUUCUCUCUCAAAGCAUUUUGGUAAUGACAGUAAAACAAAGGAAAAAGCAAUAAUAAAAACAGUAACUGUACAGUGAUGUGAAAAGUUUAGAUGUGGCUACCGUGCUAGUCCUAAAUGGCAGCAUGUGAUUCACUACAGCUUCAUGUAGAGAGCCUCCACACGUUUUUCUGCGCCACAGCAAGUCUGUCACAGCUUUCAAUAAAAGGUCAUCUUCC